Molecule: messenger RNA, 2316 nt
Organism: Colletotrichum destructivum
Lineage: Eukaryota; Fungi; Ascomycota; Sordariomycetes; Glomerellales; Glomerellaceae
Product: Putative sec1-like protein
Exons: 2
Coding region: 283-2031 (582 amino acids)
Biological process (GO): intracellular protein transport; vesicle-mediated transport
Cellular component (GO): Golgi membrane
Source: RefSeq, a predicted model, not a curated record
CAUCUAGGUACCUAUCGACAGAUGAAUGCACCAACGACUUAUGAUCACAACUGCUUCAACCACGUUCCACCCACCUCAGUUACCGAUCCAGCUUGCGUUACACUCAACGUGUCGAAAACCAUCUCGUAAUUCGUGCGAUCCCGCUGUUACUCCUGAAAAUAGUCGUCCGUAGUCAAAGACGGAACUAGACACGCCGCGGAGAUACAUCUCCUUCUCCCUCCCUCGAGCUCACGGCACACCUCACCGAGCAUCAGUUUCUUGCCCUUUGCCCUGUCAACCACGAUGGACGUGGCACAGGCAGUUACCGGCUAUGUUUCUCGCAUAAUAUCUUCGGCCGACCCUUCAUCAACAACCCAGUCGGCGAAAAUGAAGGUUCUACUGCUGGACCGGGAGACAGUUCCUAUCGUGUCCACAGCUAUCACCCAGUCAGCGUUGCUGAACCAUGAGGUCUAUCUUAUCGACCGGAUCGACAACUCCAACAGAGAGAAAAUGCGCCAUCUCCGGUGUCUUUGUCUUGUUCGCCCGUCACCCGACUCGAUCCAGCUCCUAAUCGACGAGUUGCGAGAGCCUAAAUAUGGCGAGUACCACUUGUACUUCACCAACGUCGUCAAGAAGUCGUCUUUAGAGAGGCUCGCCGAGGCCGACGACCAUGAAGUCGUCAAGCUUGUUCAGGAGCAUUUUGCCGACUUCAUUGUCAUCAAUCCCGAUCUGUUCUCGCUCGGUCUCGGCCUUCCCCACCAGCGUCUCUGGGGAAGCAACCCGGAAACUUGGAACCCCGACGCCCUUCAAAGAAGUGCCGACGGACUCGUCGCCGUCCUACUCGCCCUCAAAAAGAAGCCUUUGAUUAGGUACGCCAGGAACAGCCCUCUUACAAAAAAGCUGGCAACAGAGAUACGAUAUCGCAUCACACAGGAGGAACAGCUUUUUGACUUCAGGAAGGUGGACACACCUCCUAUUCUCCUCAUUCUUGACCGGCGCGAAGACCCAGCAACGCCCCUGCUCACCCAAUGGACCUAUCAAGCCAUGGUGCAUCAUCUACUCGGCAUCACCAAUGGCCGGGUUGAUCUCAGUGACGUGCCGGACAUUCGUCCGGAGCUCAAGGAGAUCGUCUUGUCACAAGACCAGGACCCUUUCUUCAAGAAGAACAUGUACCUCAACUUUGGCGACCUAGGCGGUAACAUCAAGGAUUACGUCGAACAGUAUCAGUCCAAGACGCAGAACAGCGCCAAUAUCGAAUCUAUCUCGGACAUGAAACGCUUCAUCGAAGAGUACCCCGAAUUUCGCAAACUCUCCGGAAACGUGAGCAAACACGUCACAUUGGUCUCAGAGCUGAGCAGGCGGGUCGGCGCCGAGAAUCUGCUCGAGGUCAGCGAACUUGAGCAAAGUCUUGCGUGUAAUGACAACCACGCAGCUGAUGUAAAGAACAUCCAAAAACUAAUUCAGUCACCCAGGGUGACGAGCGACAGCAAGGUUGCUCUCGUUGCUCUUUAUGCGCUGCGAUAUGAACGCAACCCUUCCAAUGCACUGCCCAUGCUUGUUGAUCUCUUGGUAGCGGCUGGCGGUGUUUCGGUACGGCGAGCGGACCUUGUCGCCAAACUUGUGGCAUAUCAAUCUUCUCUACAGCAGUCUCAAACAGGUAUCACAGACAUCUUUGAGGGGGCCGGCAUCUUCGGAGGUGCAAGCAACCGGUUCAAGGGGCUCAAGGGUGUCGAGAACGUUUACACCCAGCACAGUCCCCUGCUUGAAAGCACUCUCCAGAACCUGAUUCGAGGAAAGCUCAAAGAGCAACAAUAUCCCUUCGUCGAGGGCGGGGGUACCACUCGAGAUAAGCCUCAAGAUAUCAUCAUCUUCAUCGUUGGGGGUGCGACGUAUGAGGAGGCCAAGACAGUUGCAACAAUCAACGCAAGCUCGCCUGGAGUGCGCUUGGUCCUUGGAGGUACAACGAUCCACAACUCGGCAACAUUUCUCGAGGAGGUCGAAGACGCCGUGGCAUCUUGGCCUGAGAGUCAAAAACCGGGGGCGAGGCGAUAGGGUGCCGGUUCGAGAGCCCCGAUUUGCGAGACAGAGAAGUUGGCAAAAGGAAGAGCGAGCAUCAUAGGUUAUGUACUAGCAUGUUGCGGCACAGCAAACCCUUAGUUUGUCUUUUCUCUAAAGGGAAUCCAAACACGUAACAGACACUCUACUUGGGUUCAAAGGGGAGAAGUCAACGGCGGGGAGCACUGGGCGGAAUGGACAGUUAUGAUCGAAACCCAUGAACGUACUACGAAUACUGUGUCGUUCGUUUGAUGGACAGGAUUGCCAAAACUACAACCAAAA